This is a messenger RNA of Oncorhynchus keta (chum salmon), 1583 nucleotides long. RefSeq names its product ATP-binding cassette sub-family C member 12-like. The record is from RefSeq and is a predicted model, not a curated record. The coding region runs from base 60 to 1487 and encodes 475 amino acids. Gene Ontology annotation, molecular function: ATP hydrolysis activity; ABC-type transporter activity; ATP binding. Gene Ontology annotation, cellular component: membrane. Gene Ontology annotation, biological process: transmembrane transport. The transcript is spliced from 11 exons. Lineage: Eukaryota; Metazoa; Chordata; Actinopteri; Salmoniformes; Salmonidae.
ACGUGUCGAAUUCCACCGCAGGGAACAUCUCCCUGAACCCUGACCUGAGCUUCUACCAGAUGAUUUACGGCCUGGUGUUGGUGGCCAUGCUGGUCUUCAGCUUCAUCAAGGGCUACUCUUUCACCAAAGUCACGUUGCACGCAUCCUCCAAGCUACACGACACCAUGUUCAGAAACAUCCUGAACAGCCCCAUGAGUUUCUUUGACACUACCCCAACGGGCCGUAUGGUGAACCGUUUUUCCAAGGACCAGGAUGAGGUGGACACCAUGCUGCCCUUCAACAUGGAGAACUUCCUGCAGUUCAGCCUGAUGGUCACCUACACCAUCGUCACCAUCUCGGCCGUGUUCCCUCCCCUACUCAUCGCCAUCACGCUGCUGGGAGCCAUCUUUACACUCAUACUCUAUCUAUUUAAGGAGAUGAGUGACAACAACUCCAACCACUUCCUGUUGUUUAACUGUGGGACACGCUGGCUGUCCUUCUGGCUGGACUUUCUGUCUGCCUCAGUCACUCUGCUGGUGGCUCUGUUCGUGGUGCUCAGUUCUCCUGAUACCAUCAGCCCUGCUAUGAAGGGCCUGGCGCUGUCAUACACCAUACAGUUGACAGGUAUGCUCCAGUACGUGGUAAGGCUGUCUACGGAGCUGGAGGCCAAGUUCCUGUCAGUGGAGAGACUACAGGAGUACAUCGAGGGUUGUGUCUCUGAGGCGCCCAGGAGAGUCAAAGACGCCCUCAUCCCAGAGGGUUGGCCUCAUAAAGGGGCCAUCUCCUUUAAGGACUAUACGAUGAGGUACAGAGCGAACACCCCCAUCGUGCUCGAUGGACUCCAGCUCAACAUCCAGCCCAGGGAGAAGCUGGGCAUCGUGGGGAGGACAGGCUCCGGGAAGUCUUCUUUAGGAGUGGCCCUGUUCCGCCUGGUGGAACCAGCUGCAGGGACGAUCUUCAUAGAUGGGGUGGACACCAGCGCUAUCGGCCUGGAGGACCUCCGCAGCAAACUGUCAGUCAUCCCCCAGGACCCGGUCCUAUUCAUCGGCACUGUCAGGUAUAAUCUGGAUCCUUUCAACAACUAUAGUGACGAGGACAUCUGGUCUGCUCUGGAUAAGACCUUCAUGAAACACACAAUCUCCAGUCUCCCUGAGAAGCUGCAGUCGGAGGUCGUGGAGAACGGGGAGAACUUCUCUGUUGGAGAGAGACAGCUGAUGUGUAUGGCCAGAGCACUGCUACGAAACUCCAAGAUCAUCUUGUUGGACGAGGCGACGGCGUCGAUCGACUCAGAGACGGACUCUCUGAUCCAGCACACCAUCAGAGACGCGUUCCAGGACUGUACCAUGCUUACUAUCGCUCACCGCAUUAACACUGUCCUGGAGUCAGAUCGUAUACUGGUCAUGGACGCCGGAAGGGUGGUUGAGUGUGACAGUCCAGAGGUCCUGAUGCAGAGACCAGAUUCUCAGUUUGCAGCUCUCCUGACUGCAGCCAACACCGUCAACACAUGAGCCUGGACACCCACCCAUCUGUAGUCUGGACACACACCCAUCUGUAGUCUGGACACACCCCCAUCUGCAGUCUGGACACAUCUCCAUCUGCAGCCU